UCUCCCAGGCUGCAGGCAGGGGCUGCAGGAUCUGCUCACUCUCUACCAAAGCCAAGGGCAACAAGGGGGCAAGUGCUAACCCUCCUGAAUAUCACCCUGGGAGCUGCUGCACUGCUGGACUGGAAGGGCCCUCAUUUUGGGUAUUUUAUUGCAUGUGCUGGUGAGGUUACCUCGGAAGCUUAUCCAGGAAUGGUGGACCAUUUGAUCCCUACUGAUGAAUGCUUCUCUACACCUCAAUCUGGUAUUAGAUUCUCAGCUGAGAUGCUGAUGGGUGGAAGGUCUUAUCAGAUGUUACCUUCUCCUGUAUCGGAGGAUGACAGUGACUCUUCCAGUUUCCGUUCUUGCUCCAGUCCAGACUCUCAAGUGCUAAGUUCCAGCUAUGGCAGCACAAGUAGUGCCGAGAGCCAGGACAGUAUUCUAGAUUACCUUCUGUCUCAGACAACAUUGGGCAACACGUCUGUAUCUUGGUGGGACAAGAGGAAACCACAGUCAAUGAUCAAAGAGGAAUUCUUCAAGGUUCCUGAUUUUGGGGGAGAUAUGGAGGAAUCAUUGUUUCAUCCCACCCUGGAUGAGAUUGAGGAGUUUUUAGAGGAAAAUAUGAAAUCUGAUUUAAAAGAUGACAUGCAACAUGAUGUCAAGGAACUGCGUAGUUGUGGUCAUUUGUUUUCUGAUCAAGUGAAAGAGGUUCCUGCGCUAGGGAGCUCCAUGAAAGAAAACACCAGUGAACAUUCAAAAAAGUCAUCGCAGGAGGAAUCAAGCAACAAAAGCUCGACUGGUAUUACUUUAGAGGGAGGAAUUCCUGUUAUUCUUCAAAUACAACCAAUGGAGGUCAAACAAGAGUCAAACUCCAACCAGGCUUCAUCUUCACAGUUCCCUGAUAACGUUAAAGUAGCACAACUUCUGGUCAACAUUCAAGGUCAGACAUUUGCUCUAGUUCCACAGCUAGUCCAGUCAUCGAACUUGUCCUCUAAGUUUGUCCGCAUUGCUCCUGUGCCCAUUGCUGCUAAACCUGUGGGCCCUGGAGGAGCACUUCAGGGACAGUCUGGAGUCAUGGUUGGUCAGAAGUUCCAAAAGAAUCCAGCUACAGAACUCGUAAAAAUGCACAAAUGUACUUUCCCGGGAUGUACUAAAAUGUAUACCAAGAGUAGCCACCUCAAAGCCCACCUGCGUAGACACACAGGGGAAAAGCCAUUUGCCUGCACAUGGCCUGGAUGUGGUUGGAGGUUUUCUCGGUCAGACGAGCUCUCCCGACACCGUCGUUCACAUUCCGGGGUGAAGCCGUAUCAAUGUGCUGUCUGCGAGAAGAGGUUUGCUCGAAGCGACCACCUCUCUAAACACAUUAAGGUGCACAGAUUCCCACGGAGCAGCCGCUCCACACGUUUGUCAAACUGACCCCCUCCCCCACGAUGCCCAUCCCAGAAUGUGUGAACUUUCCAGCACUUUGUGCAUCUUGCCGUCAUAACUUAUUAUGCGUGGAACAAAUCCUCUGUUCACCUGGAUCUCGGCGGUGGAUGGAUCUCGCCUCCCAUUUAAUACGGCUAUGGAGGAAGAUCAGACUCCAAAAGGGAAAGAGAUGUGAAAUCGGAACAUUGGACUGCUCAUUAAUGAGCUCUAUAUCUAUGCCCUUUAUGGUAGUGAAAUGGUUUAAAGGAAGAUUGAAAAAUGAUUUUCCAAUCUCAGCCUAAAUUAUAUUGUCAUUUGUGGUGGAAGGGUUCGGGUACUUGGUGGUAUGGGCAACGUUUGUGUUGUGAUGGCUGGAGAUAAAUGAUGCUGGCAAACCUUUUUAGGUUCAUUGGAGGUUACAUCGAUAGAGCAGUGUUCUAAACAUGAUUCAGUCACUGUGUAAACCAGGGGUAGGCAACCUUUGGCACUACAGAUGUUCUGGACUACAUACCCUAUGAUGCUUUGCCAGCAUUAUGGCAGUAAGAGCACUACAGGAGAGUUGGUCCACAACAUUUUGAGUGCUAAAGGUUUCCUACUGCUGUAAAUUAACAGAAUGUCUCUCAUGACUGCCCCAAAUUAAGAACUCUUCCCCAUAAAUACUCUUUCAAAACCGACACUAGAAUGCAAUGGUGCUUUGGGUAUUGUUUUACAAACAAUGGUUUAUAUGAAUAGAGAAAAAAAUUACCGGAUUAAAAAUGAUCCUGGACCAUAAUGGAAUGAUAUUAAUUAAUCUUGUCCUUAUGAAGCAUGUUCUACAAAUUUAUCAUCAUAAUGAAACACCUACAUAACUUCUGUGUAGGCAGGCAAUGUACGUGGAUAACUCCUCAUAAUGUCUGUGUAUUUCAGGUAGUGGAAUAUGUCAAUUUAAGAGGGGAAAAAAGAAAUGGAGGGGAUUAGGUGAUUAUAAAAACUUGGAUCUCAAUUAACAGUUACCUUGUUUAUUUAAAAAUUAAAAAACAAUAAAAGUUAUUCAUGUAGAGCAAUAACCAAUACAAAGACAAGUAUUUACAUUAAGUAAAGUAGCAUUCUUUAACUCCCUGGGAUGUUAACAUAUCCAAUCAGAGAACCCAAAAUAUGCCAAACUUGCAUUUUCUAUAAGCUGGUUUUCAACUAUAUUCUAUGCCAUUAGACAGAAUUUUAGAGUAAUCUAUUCCGGAGUAAAAAGUGUAAAACAUUCCUACUUCUAUUUUUAAAAUGUUCUAGGACAAUAAUGAAUGUUCAGAAUA
This is a messenger RNA of Pelobates fuscus (common spadefoot toad), 2669 nucleotides long. RefSeq names its product KLF transcription factor 15 (gene KLF15). Gene Ontology annotation, molecular function: DNA-binding transcription factor activity, RNA polymerase II-specific; RNA polymerase II cis-regulatory region sequence-specific DNA binding. Gene Ontology annotation, biological process: regulation of transcription by RNA polymerase II. The record is from RefSeq and is a predicted model, not a curated record. NCBI's taxonomy places the organism in Eukaryota, Metazoa, Chordata, Amphibia, Anura, Pelobatidae. The transcript is spliced from 3 exons. The coding region runs from base 190 to 1392 and encodes 400 amino acids.